Messenger RNA from Danio rerio (zebrafish), 1370 nucleotides. RefSeq names its product zgc:153642. NCBI's taxonomy places the organism in Eukaryota, Metazoa, Chordata, Actinopteri, Cypriniformes, Danionidae. The record is from RefSeq and is marked predicted. Gene Ontology annotation, molecular function: GTP binding.
AGAUGUCCUGAAAUCCUUGAAGAAGCAAGUCAAACAUGCAGAGAAGCUAUUACAGCACCAUGGAUCCUGAGAUACGCAUUGUUUUAGUUGGUAAAACAGGAGUCGGAAAGAGCGCUACAGGAAACACCAUUCUUGGCGAAAAAGCUUUCAAUUCAGAAGCAAGAGCAACAUCCAUCACUAAAGAAUGCUCACGUGAAUCACGGAUGAUAGACAGAAAGCAGGUUUCGAUUGUGGACACUCCUGGGCUUUAUGAUACUCACCUGUCCAAUGAACAAGUCAUAACUGAAGUUGUGAACUGCAUUAGACUUGCGACUCCAGGUCCUCAUGUCUUUCUUCUCAUAAUUGCCAUCGGACGCUUUACUAAAGAGGAGAAGAAAACUGUUGAACUCAUUCAGAAAGUCUUUGGGCAGCAAGUGCACAGACACAUGAUGAUUUUAUUCACCAGAGCUGAUGAUCUUGAAGACAGGACACUGGAGGAUUUCAUUGAAGAAGCUCCAGAGCUUAGAGAAGUAAUAGAGGCGUGCUCAGGGAGAUUUCAUAUGUUAAAUAAUCGAGAAAAAAGAGACAGAGCGCAAGUCGAUGAACUUUUACGGAAGAUUGUGGUCAUGAUAAAACAGAAUCAGAACAGCUAUUAUAACUACCACAUGUUUGAGAUGGCCAAUGAACUCAACAAUGUGAGGAAAACUGCCAAGGAAAAGGAUCAAAUCAUUGACGAAUUGAAGAAGGAGUUAAGGAAGAUUCAAAAAGACACUGACAAGUCAUUUUGCUGCAUAUUGUAGGACUGUCAACAAAAUAUUCCAAUAGUGAACAGUGUUACAAUCAAGUUUGGUCCAAUCAUUUUUUUUUAUUUUAAAUAUAUAAAGUAUUACUUUUUAAUUACCUGGUUAUAAAAGUAUAGAAAUUUAGUUUAAUUAUUUGCAUCUAGUGUGUUAUUGGUCUUGUUUUUGAUCCUUUUUUUAUAUAUAUUUUGUCUAUUUAAUUUAGAUUUGUAAUGAUGUUUUUGUUUUUGUUGUAAUUGUAAUUAUUAUUACUAUUAACAUUAAUAAUAAUAAUAUUUUUAAUAAUAUUAUUAUUAUUAUUUUAAUAAUAUUAUUUAAUAUUUAUUAUUAUUAUUAUGUGUGGCUAAAAAUUUAAGUUCAACGCCAAAGUUUAACAUUUGACUUCUUUGUCCUUUGUCUACUGUCCUAGUUUUUCCUAAAACAGAUUAUUCAUUUAAACUUUCUAUAAUAACAACAACAAACAACAACAACAACAACAAACGACUGAAAUUUACUGGAACAAUAAAAUCACUGAACUUUAAAAUGUGACAUGAUAUGGAGUUAUAUGAUAUGACUUAAAAUGCACUGUGUAGUAAAAGCUAGUUAAAGCUC